UGUUGGCAUUUUUUCUUUGCCCUCUCCCGCGUGUAGAUUUAGGUUGUCCUGCUUUCCUCCUUCCUUGUUCUUCUUCCCCAACCCUUCUCUACCCUUUACCCUCUGUUCCCAGACUUGUUUUGUAAAUAAGCUGCCAUGGGAGGAGGCAACGGGCAGAAGUCCAGGAUGGCUCGAGAGAAGCACCUGGAUAAAAUGAAAGCCCCCAAAGGGAGCCAGCUGGAAUCGAACAAGAAGGCGAUGACUAUCCAGUGCAAGGUGUGCAUGCAAACCUUUAUCUGCACCACGUCUGAGGUGAAGUGCAAGGAACAUGCAGAAGCGAAGCAUCCCAAGUCUGAUCUUUAUACGUGCUUUCCCCAUCUGAAGAAAUGAUAACAUUUUGUAAGAACUGGGAAAAAAGAGCUUGUUGAAAUGAGGAGGCAGUGAUGCUUCCAAGCUCGUUAAAUUAUUGAAUGUCUGAAUUAGAUUCCCAAGGGAUCCAUCUAGACUUCAGGACUGUUUGUGGAAUAUAUAUGAUAUAUACAUGUGAAUGGUCUGUCUUUUAAUUCUUGUUUUAAUUGGUAUUUGGUACUGACCUUUUUCUUAUUCCCCCUUAAGUCUGCAUUUGGCAUUCCUUAUUUUAAGGACUUAUCUCCAUUGCUCCUAUAAAGAAUGGUUGAUCCAGCUUAAGCUAGGCUUAUGAAUCGCCAGUCCUUCUCAACGCAACAGAACGUGGCCGGUCGGACCACUAUACGCAAGUUGUUGGUAAAACACCAUUUUGAAGCUUCGGUUGAGAAUAAUGGAAUGUUGCAGCUGCCCAGGCCCAGCUGCUAAGAGGUUUAGGUGGUUUUGAUUUUUGAAUGCAACCUUGUAAAACUGGAUAUGCAUAUGAAUAUGACACUGAGAAGGGAUGGGGGAGAGCCCCUAAAACUUGCCGGACGAUUAUUAUUUAUUGAGGGGAUGACUUUGUGAGAAAUGGUUGUAGAGACCAGAGAGAGAACCUCUUGUAUCGGAUAAAGCCAGCAUGGUGUUUAUGGACGAUUAUUGUUUAUUGAUUAUACUUGCUGAGAAAUCGGCUUUGGUGCUGGUCA
Messenger RNA from Nelumbo nucifera (sacred lotus), 1067 nucleotides. RefSeq lists its product as uncharacterized. NCBI's taxonomy places the organism in Eukaryota, Viridiplantae, Streptophyta, Magnoliopsida, Proteales, Nelumbonaceae. The record is from RefSeq and is a predicted model, not a curated record.